Messenger RNA from Liolophura sinensis, 2928 nucleotides. Its product is annotated as conserved oligomeric Golgi complex subunit 8-like. Lineage: Eukaryota; Metazoa; Mollusca; Polyplacophora; Chitonida; Chitonidae. Gene Ontology annotation, biological process: intra-Golgi vesicle-mediated transport. Gene Ontology annotation, cellular component: COG complex. The transcript has 13 exons. The record is from RefSeq and is a predicted model, not a curated record. Bases 729 to 2729 code for a protein of 666 amino acids.
CAACAGUCACUUUGCUGAAGCAGUUUGCCCAUAUCAGUCUUUUGUGAUGAACUGAUAGGUCGUUUGCAGGAUAAAAUUUUUAGAUGGUCACUCAGUGAUAGGAUACAUAGAAUAUUUGGUGUCAGUAAUCCUCAUAUUGCUCUUUGACGAUGCCCCGCACGAUGUGUUUGAGGGUUAUUGACACCAUAUGUUUCCAUAUCCUAUAGAAUAAUAUCUGCUGUUAGUUCUAGUCAGAAACUUAUGACUAAAACUACGGAUGACUGAAGCCAGUUUCAAUACCCCGCACAAGAGUGCACGUACUUGACACCUCAGCCUCAGAGACUCUUUCACUCUGUAGGAGCGGGACAAGUCUGUGUCCGUUCCUCAGCCAAGGCCUGCUUACUGUUUGUCCGUCUACAUAACAAUGGGCCUGCUGUCAGAUGCUAAACCUUUCUACAUGCUAUGACUGCUGCACAUAUUUAACAGAUAUGGUUGGAAAGGCAGGCAUGAAGCUGAGAAGUCGAUAGAGUGCAUUUACUGGUAAUGCUAUGUGUUCUUUGUUAAGGGGCUUUUGGUAGGUGUAUACAUGUAAUGUUAUUAUGUGUGGGAACUGAAUUAGGACCCAGAUGAACACUCAUUGGUAUUGACUAAAGCAGGGCAUUAGAAACCAGAAGUUCAGUGGAUUCCCAUUGUGUGCUGCUUUAUUGUAAAAUACCACAUUUGAAACAGCUACUGAGGCAUAACAUGAAAUGGCCACAUUUGGGCACACAACAUUUCAUCACUUGAUGUUGCUGCCUAGUGACUACUUUUUAACCAGGAACUGGACAGACAACUCAGAUUUUCUGCAGUACCUGACAGAGCUAAGUUCUUUUGGGGUGGAAAAACUUUCCAAAGAACCUGAUCGACUGGCAGAAGAGAAGGCUCAGAUUUUAGAGGAAACCCAGGAAUUAGCAUUUCAUAACUACAAGACAUUUAUUCAAACAGCUGAAUGUUCCCGGGAAAUAUUUGAGGAUUUUCAGAUCAUUGAGAAGCAUGUGGGUGGCAUGUUGGACAAGUUGCCCAUGUUUGCAGAGGCAUGUAACAACUUCCUGAAUGCUGCCCAGGACAUCAGUGUUAGCCGGCGGAUGAACUCCUUGACACUUCAGCGCCACACCCAGCUGCUGGAGAUUCUGGAGGUUCCUCAACUGAUGGACACAUGUGUAAGGAAUGGCUACUAUGACGAGGCCCUGGAGCUGGCACAACAUGUCAGGCGCUGGGAGAAAAAAUACGCCAAUAUUCCUGUCAUUGUGAGUAUUGUAGAGGAAGUGAAGAACUCCACCCAGCUUAUGUUAAACCAGCUAAUCCAGCAGCUCCGCACCAACAUCCAGUUGCCAGCAUGUCUGCGUGUGAUCGGUUACCUGCGACGUAUGGACGUCUUUACCGAACCUGAGCUACGGAUUAAGUUUCUCCAGGCCAGAGAUGCGUGGUUCCAGGGAAUUUUGGAUGCCAUUCCUAAAGACGAUGCAUACACACACAUCACAAAGACGGUGGAGCUGAGUCGUGUACACCUGUUUGAUGUGAUCACCCAGUACCGGGCCAUCUUCUCAGACGAGGACCCUUUGCUGACCCCCACCAGUGAUGCCCCCAACGAGGCUGCUCUUUUCCAUGGAUGGGUUAUCCAGAAGGUAUCUCAGUUCCUUCAGACCCUAACAUCAGACCUGGAGCAAGGUGUAGGAGGUCGGCUAGACUCCAUCCUUGGACAGUGUAUGUAUUUUGGGCUGUCUUUCAGCAGGGUUGGGGCAGAUUUCAGAGGGCUUUUAGCUCCCAUCUUUCAGAAGGCAGCCCUGCAGUCUUUUCAGCAAGCUCUGGUGGAGGCUAAUGUGAGGUUUGAAGAGGCCAUGCAGUCAUUCAGCCUGGUGUCAGCUACCAGUACAAUCAGUGGUAUCAGCUAUAGCUCCAGUACACAGGGAGGACAGCUGUACCCACCCACUGUCCUGUUAGACUUUCAACCUCUGGCAGCCUACUGUAACCACAUCCUAACUGCCUUCAAUGAGUUACGACUCUGUGCUCCCAUCUCAUUGGCUAUUGACGUUGCCAUGGCAUUACAGUCCUCUCUUCUCCAGGUGAAUAAGGUCAUUUUAGCCUUUCACAGGGCUGAGGAGUCUGCCUUUGACAAGGUAGAGCGGGAGCAGUUUGAGAGGUUCUGUGAGGUCUACGCUAAGCAGUUGCUACCCUACCUCAUCAAGGCAUUGCACACGCUAUUCCCCCAGAGCCAGCUUUGCCAGAUCUUGGGUAUAAGUCAAGCAGACCUGGCUAAAAUGAACAACAUGGGCUCUAUUGACAAGAAUUCUGUGCUGGGUCCUAUAGAACAUCUUGUACCAGCCAACCCUGAACCUGUGGAGAUGUCAGACAACUUAUCAGCAUUUGCCUUGUCAGGGACACAGGAAACCCCUCACCCAGAGGACAAGCCAGCUGAGGUACAGGUGGGUGUGUCUCCUGCACUGUCUGGCCAAUCAGAAGAAUCUGUCCAAAGAGAUGUUACAACAGCUUCUUUUCCUUCAAACCAGGAAGGUUCCUCCAAGGGAGAUCACUCAGAAGAACACCUACAAAGAACAGCUCCAGCCAGUGUAACAGCGUCAUUAUCAGAGUCUGUGAAUCCUCAAGCAGUUGCUGUCAGUAUGGACAGUGAACCACAGACACCAGAGGUCAAACCAUCAGCUGUUCCUAUGCUAACAGUAGAUAUACCUGCAGGGGAGAAGAAACAAGACUAACUCACUGUGAUAUCAAACCGCAUCAGGUGGAGGAGGGAUAUGCUUGAUGGUGAUACCAAAGUGGUGAGCUUCAUCGUGACAGCAAGCUUUAUCAUGUACAUACUUGAGCUGUGUGCUUUAUUAUGAAAGCAAACUUUGACAUGUAUGAGCAGUGUGCUUCAGGAAGACAGCAAACUCUGACAUAUGAGCAGUGUGCUUC